GGAUAACAGUAACGCCGGCCCCAGCCGAGGGUGCAGGUGGACGGGUGCUCUGAUUCCUCAACCUCGAGAUUCGGACGUUGACGGCUCCCGAUCCCUGCGAAAGACCCCCAUCUCAACCAAAUUCCCUAUCACGAAAAUGUACUCCAAGACAUAGUUUCUUGCUUUUGAACACGGGACUGCGCAUCGGACAAAAGAUUAGGUGCCUAACGAAUACGCAAUCAAGUCUACAAUCUAACCUAAAGGUCUGCGACCAGGCCCAGGCCCAAGCUUGGACGAUCCUAGUGACGCACAGCCAAACUUGACUCUGCCUCUGCCUCUGCCUAUUGGAAACCUGGUCCUUCAACCCUCUUCAGCCUUUGUUACAAUAAAACGCGAAUAUUAUACAAUUUUAUAUUACAAUUGACAAUUCUCGAACCAAUUCUCCUCAGGAAGUAUUAUAUCCAAUCUGGCUCUUCAAAUCCGAUUUGCAGCUUUGAAAGCGAUUCGAUAGCUUAAUAUUACAGAAUCCUUUCGCGGCGCCCUUUUUUAUAGUAUAUUGUUCUCAUUGCGCCCGGUGUCAUUGGUCCUGUAGCCACAGGUAUCCAAAUUGCUUGCAGUAGGCCGAUCCUAUCUAUAGGCCAAGGUGCCAAAGGCGUAUAUAUCCACGACAAGGCAAUGGGUCCUCCACGUGUUGCAGUCCCUAAACCGGGACCGGCAAAGCUGACGCCUGGUGCGGGCUUGGACGAAUGGCUCGAGCAAGCUAAACAAUGUCGUUAUCUACCCGAGCCAGUCAUGAAAGAGCUUUGCGAAAUGGUUAAGGAAGUCUUGAUGGAAGAAUCAAACAUUCAACCCGUAAUCACUCCAGUUACCAUCUGUGGUGACAUCCAUGGACAAUUCUACGAUUUGCUCGAGCUUUUUCGCGUCAGCGGCGGCAUGCCAGGCCAACCUGCCACAGAACCCCCCGCAUCCUCCACUGCUGUCAUAACAUCAGCCGAUAUCGAGCCUCCGACAGAGAUCACAAAUCCAAAGCUGAAGAAAAAGAUAAAGAAGCCAAAAACCACAACUGGAGACGUUCCGGGACUGCCUAGUGAGGAAUCUACUAAUGUGGAAGAGGAAGAAGAAGAAGGCAACGAUUCCGGCCUGCGCAAUCCCUCGGACUCUACGUCGCCAGUCGUAAAUGCUGAUACCCGUUUUGUGUUCUUGGGCGAUUUUGUGGACCGAGGAUAUUUUAGUCUCGAGACAUUCACACUACUCAUGUGUCUGAAGGCCAAAUAUCCGGAUAAGAUUGUCCUCGUCCGUGGAAACCAUGAGUCUCGUCAGAUCACUCAGGUAUACGGGUUUUACGAAGAGUGCCAACAAAAAUACGGAAAUGCGUCUGUUUGGAAAUCUUGCUGUCAAGUCUUUGAUUUCCUAGUUCUAGCAGCCAUUGUGGAUGGUGAAAUACUUUGUGUUCAUGGAGGUCUGAGUCCAGAAAUCCGCACCAUUGACCAGAUCCGCGUGGUGGCCCGAGCACAGGAGAUCCCGCACGAGGGCGCCUUCUGUGAUCUUGUCUGGAGCGAUCCUGAAGAAGUCGAGACUUGGGCUAUCAGCCCGCGAGGCGCAGGAUGGCUUUUUGGUGACAAGGUAGCAACGGAAUUCAACCACGUCAAUGGAUUGAAAUUGAUUGCCCGUGCCCACCAGCUUGUUAACGAAGGUUACAAGUAUCACUUCCCACAAAACUCGGUUGUUACGGUCUGGUCAGCGCCAAACUACUGCUAUCGUUGUGGAAACGUGGCUUCUAUCAUGUCAGUUGAUAAGAACCUGGACCCGAAGUUUAGCAUAUUCUCGGCUGUGCCUGAUGAUAUGAGGCAUGUACCCGCGGGACGACGCGGGCCAUCUGAUUACUUCUUAUGAUGACGCACUAUACAUAAGUUAUAAAACCCUUCGCACAAUUUUGAAGUUCUUGAUACCACCACAAAGGCGUUAUGGGGAGAGGAUUUUUCACGUCGUUUCAUACAGCAUGAAGGACUGAUGAACAGGGAACCAAAGGGUAUAGACAACAAGGCCCGGGCAUGUAUGAUGGUAAGGAUGGAUAAGGGGUCGACCAUGGAAAUGUAGCACCGUAUUUCACGGUAGCGUUAUGAUCUGUAUAGUAGGACUUUGGAAUCACUGUCCGUUACGUAGCGGGCGAAGAGAGUUAAAAGGUGACGUGUGCACCCUGAGUUAACACGAUAUGAAUUUUGCUUUAUGGAGUUGUUUGCCUAUACUUGAUUCUGCCAAAAAUUAACUUCCAAGAUACCGAAUUGAUUUAUAUAACUGGUUACUGGCUAAGCUCUUGAAUUUAAAAGGAUAUCUUGACAGGUAUUCCGUACCUACUUAGGAGGUAUAUAGUAGAUAAAGACCUAACAC
Molecule: messenger RNA, 2367 nt
Organism: Daldinia loculata
Lineage: Eukaryota; Fungi; Ascomycota; Sordariomycetes; Xylariales; Hypoxylaceae
Product: Metallo-dependent phosphatase
Exons: 4
Coding region: 655-1872 (405 amino acids)
Biological process (GO): G1/S transition of mitotic cell cycle; peptidyl-serine dephosphorylation
Cellular component (GO): cytoplasm
Molecular function (GO): protein serine/threonine phosphatase activity
Source: RefSeq, a predicted model, not a curated record